AUGGCGCGCGGACAGACGCCCCAGGGCAGUCUUCGGCAGAGGAAUGUCGCCUCUAAGAAGACGGCCGAGGGCGCCUUCGACACGGACGAACCCGAGAUCGACAAGCUGGUCAAGGCUGCCCAGAAGGAGGGCAGGGCGGCAAAGGAGCGCGAUCACCAGAUCGCCUUUUCCGUCAUCACCUUCCUGGCCUUCUUCACCCGCUUCUGGGGCAUCAGCCACCCCGACGAGGUCGUCUUUGACGAGGUUCACUUUGGCAAGUUCGCCUCGUACUACCUGGAACGGACAUACUUCUUCGAUGUCCACCCUCCCCUGGGCAAGCUCCUCUUUGCCUUCAUGGGCUGGCUCGUCGGCUACGAUGGCCACUUCCACUUCGACAACAUCGGCGACUCGUACAUCACGAACAAGGUCCCCUACGUCGCCUUCCGCGCUCUGCCCGCUAUCCUCGGUGCCCUGACGGUUUCCGUGACGUACCUCAUCAUGUGGGAGUCGGGCUACACCGUCCCUGCCUGCGUCAUCGCCGCCAGUCUGGUGCUCCUCGACAACGCCCACAUCGGCCAGACCCGUCUGAUCCUGCUCGAUGCCACCCUCGUCUUCGCCAUGGUCUGCAGCAUCCUCUUCUACAUCAAGUUCUACAAGCUGCGCCACGAACCGUUCAGCCGCAAGUGGUGGAAGUGGCUCGUCCUCACCGGCUUUGCUCUGUCCUGCGACAUGUCGACCAAGUACGUCGGUCUCUUUGCCUUCUUCACCGUCGGCUCGGCCGUCAUCAUCGACCUGUGGGAUCUCCUCGAUGUCAGGAGGCACGGCGGCCCCCUGAGUCUGCCCACCGUCGCCAAGCACUUUGCAGCGCGCGCCUUCGGCCUCAUCAUCAUGCCCUUUCUCUUCUACCUCUUCUGGUUCCAGGUCCACUUCAGCAUCCUCACCCGCUCCGGCCCGGGCGACGACUUCAUGACCCCCGCCUUCCAGGAGACGCUGAGCGACAAUGCCAUGACGGCCAACUCGCUCAACAUCCAGUACUACGACACCCUCACCAUCCGUCACAAGGAGACCAAGGCCUACCUCCACAGCCACGAGGACACGUACCCUCUGCGCUACGACGAUGGCCGUGUCUCGAGCCAGGGCCAGCAGGUGACGGGCUACCCCUUCAACGACACCAACAACCACUGGCAGAUCCUCCCCGUCACCGACGACGGCGAGGCUAGCCGCAGUGUCAGGAACUUUGACCUCGUCCGCCUCAGGCACCUGGUGACGGACAAGAUCCUCCUCUCGCACGACGUCGCCUCCCCCUACUACCCCACCAACCAGGAGUUCACCGCCGUCUCGACCGACGAGGGCUUCGGCAGCCGCCAGAACGACACCAUCUUCGAGAUCAGGAUCGAGAACGCUAAGCGGGAUCAGGAGUUCAAGUCGGUGGCCAGCCACUUCAAGCUGAUCCACAACCCCAGCAAGGUGGCCAUGUGGACGCACACCAAGCCCCUCCCCGACUGGGGUUACAAGCAGCAGGAGAUCAACGGCAACAAGCAGGUCGGCUCCAGCGCCAACGUCUGGCUGGUCGAGGACAUCCCCUCGGUCCAGGAGACGGACCCCCGCCGCAACAAGCCCAAGCGCCAGGUCAAGAGCCUGCCCUUCCUGCAGAAGUGGUUCGAGCUCCAGCGCGCCAUGUUCUACCACAACAGCAAGCUCACCAGCAGCCACCCGUACGCGAGCCACCCCUACCAGUGGCCCUUCCUGCUACGCGGUGUCAGCUUCUGGACGCAGAACGAGACGCGCCAGCAGAUUUACUUUGUCGGGAACCCCUUCGGCUGGUGGCUCGCCAGCGGUCUCCUCGCCGUCUACGUCGGCAUCCUGGCCGCCGACCAAGUCUCCCUCCGUCGUGGAGUUGAUGUCCUGGAUCACCGCACCCGCUCUCGCCUGUACAACUCGACGGGUUUCUUCUUCCUCACCUGGCUGACCCACUACUUCCCCUUCUACCUCAUGGGCCGUCAGCUCUUCCUGCACCACUACCUCCCCGCACACGUGGCGUCGUGCCUCGUCGCCGGCGGACUGAUAGAGUUCAUCUUCAGCGCCGAGCCCCUCGACGCCCAGAUCGCCCGCGGUAAGGAGCGCGGCCCUCGUAGGCAUCUGACCGGCCGUGAGCGCCUGGCUGGCCAGAGCAUGACGGGCACCUGGGCGGCGUGUAUCGUCAUCGUCUCGAUCGUCUGGGUGGGCUGGUACUUCUUCCUGCCCUUGACGUACGGGUACCCUGGUCUCUCUGUCGAGCAGAUUCAGUGGAGGAAGAUGCUCGGUUACGACCUUCACUUCGCGAAAUAA
This is a messenger RNA of Geosmithia morbida, 2307 nucleotides long. Its product is annotated as dolichyl-phosphate-mannose-protein mannosyltransferase. The coding region runs from base 1 to 2307 and encodes 768 amino acids. The record is from RefSeq and is a predicted model, not a curated record. Gene Ontology annotation, molecular function: dolichyl-phosphate-mannose-protein mannosyltransferase activity. Gene Ontology annotation, biological process: protein O-linked glycosylation via mannose. NCBI's taxonomy places the organism in Eukaryota, Fungi, Ascomycota, Sordariomycetes, Hypocreales, Bionectriaceae. The transcript is spliced from 3 exons. Gene Ontology annotation, cellular component: membrane; endoplasmic reticulum.